Messenger RNA from Erinaceus europaeus (western European hedgehog), 1647 nucleotides. RefSeq names its product glycerophosphodiester phosphodiesterase 1 (gene GDE1). Bases 162 to 1157 code for a protein of 331 amino acids. Gene Ontology annotation, molecular function: phosphoric diester hydrolase activity. The record is from RefSeq and is a predicted model, not a curated record. The transcript is spliced from 6 exons. Lineage: Eukaryota; Metazoa; Chordata; Mammalia; Eulipotyphla; Erinaceidae. Gene Ontology annotation, biological process: lipid metabolic process.
CCCUCUCCGGAUGUGGCCGGUGCCGCCAUUGUGCGGCGCUGGUCUCCUCUGAGGAUUCUUUGUGCUGCCAGUGGCUUGGGCUCCAGCCCUUGCUUUUUGUUCUCCUGUCGCGGGAGCCCGGCGGGUCCGGGACUCCCGUGCGUGCCGGUGCGGGCGCCGGCAUGUGGCUGUGGGAGGAGCAGGGGGGGCUCAUAGGGCCCUUCUCCUUCCUGCUAGUGCUGCUGCUCUUGAUGACGCGCAGCCCCUUCAAUGCCUGCCUCUUCACGGGCAGCCUCUACCUCCUGCUGCGCUUCUUCAGCUUUGAACCCGUGCCCUCCCGCAGGGCCCUGCAGGUGCUCAUGCCCCGGGACCGGGUUUCUGCGAUCGCCCAUCGCGGUGGCAGCCACGACGCGCCGGAGAACACGCUGGCGGCCAUUCGACAGGCAGCUAAGAAUGGAGCAACAGGCGUGGAGUUGGACAUUGAGUUUACUUCCGAUGGGAUUCCUGUCUUAAUGCAUGACAGCACGGUAGAUAGGACUACUGACGGCACUGGACGGCUGUGUGAUUUGACAUUUGAACAAGUUAGGAAACUCAAUCCUGCAGCAAAUCACAGAUUGAGGAAUGACUUUCCUGAUGAAAAGAUCCCUACCCUGAGGGAAGCCGUUGCAGAGUGCCUAAAACAUAACCUCACAAUCUUCUUUGAUGUCAAAGGCCAUGCAAAUAUGGCUACUGAUGCUCUAAAGAAAAUAUAUAUGGAGUUUCCUCAACUAUACUAUAAUAGCAUCGUCUGCUCUUUCUUGCCAGAUGUUAUUUAUAAGAUGAGACAGAUUGACCAGAAUAUAGUCACAGCUUUAACUCACAGACCUUGGAGCCUCAGCCACACAGGAGAUGGGAAGCCACGCUAUGACGCCGUUUGGAAACAAUCUGUGUUUGUGCUAUUGGACAUUUUGCUUGACUGGAGCAUGCAUAACAUCUUGUGGUACCUGUGUGGGACGUCAGCCUUCCUCAUGCAAAAAGAUUCUAUAUCUCCGGACUACUUGAAGAAGUGGUCUGCUAAAGGCGUUCAGGUUAUUGGCUGGACUGUUAACACCUUUGACGAAAAGAGUUACUACGAAUCCCAUCUUGGUAUCAGCUAUAUCACUGACAGCAUGUUAGAAGACUGUGCAUCUCAGUUUUAGAUUUUUUUUUUUCCCCCAAGGAGGAAACAUGGGUACAGAAAUGCCUGUAGCCUCAUGCAGGGCUAUGAAAAUACCCUUUGUGCUAGCCCUAGCUCUGGGGAUCAGGUGGUUCACACAAGCAAUAGCCAGUGGUUGCAUUUUUACUUGAACCCAAAGCGAAACCCAGUGUUGCUGCCAUACUCCAUGGAAUGUGAGUUCAACACCAUCAUUCUUGAAGUCUGGGUCUGCAGAAAGACACAACAGCUCGGCACUGCCCUUGCCGAACAUACAAUAUAGCAAGACCCACAGAAAAUAAUAAGCACAGAUUGAUCUGUGCCCUUAGAGGGUACAGAUGCAAAUGCAUGGAAAUGCAUGAUCACUCAGUUGACCUUUCAAAACCUGCCACACUUGUGCAAUUUACUUAUGUAAAAUAUCUGCAUUUAACCAUAUUAUUAUCAAUCUACUAUAGAUGUCAAACUUGUGACCGUAUUAAUAAAAACAUUAAAAGAAA